AUGCAAUUCUCAACAUUAUUUACAAUCGCUGCUACUUUAGUAUCAUCAUCAUUAGCUACUACUUCAUUUGAAUGGGAAACUGUUUAUGAAAGUUAUACAACUGAAUUAACUAUUACUUCAUGUUCAGAUAAUAAAUGUGAAACUACUGUUAAUAAAGUUAUUCCAUCAAUUGCUUCAACCACUGUUGAAGGUGUUUUAACUGUUUAUACAACUUAUUGUCCAUUAACUGAAUCAUCUUCAGAUGUUAUUGCUCCAACUCCUUCUUCAAUUGCUGGUGUUGCUUCUACUUUAUCAACUGUUGUUACUACUAUUCAUGGUGUUGAAACUGUUUAUACUACUUAUUGUCCAUUAACUGAUUCACAAGUUGUUGCUGAUGUUUCAACUCCAAUUGCUCCAAUUGUUUCAUCAUCAUCAUUAGCUGCAGUAGCUUCCUCAACUCCAGUUGCUACAGCUCCAGCUGCUCCAGUUGUCUCAUCAUCAUCAAUUGCUGCAGUCCCAGUAUCACCAUCAUCAUCAUCAGAAUCAGAUAUUUAUGUUGAUUUCACAAUAACUCCAACUGUUUCAACAACCGAAAAUGUAUUAGCUACAGAAACUGCUCAAUCUACUUUAUUUACAUCAUCAUUAGCUGCUUCAAAUAGUUCAUUAGCUGAUGUUUCUACAUUUGAAGGUUCAGGUUCUAAAUUAGUUGUUGGUGGUUUUGCUGCUGUUGCUGGUAUUGCAGUGGCUUUAAUAUAA
Messenger RNA from Lodderomyces jiufengensis, 735 nucleotides. It is a transcript of the gene PGA6, whose product is annotated as Pga6p. Bases 1 to 735 code for a protein of 244 amino acids. NCBI's taxonomy places the organism in Eukaryota, Fungi, Ascomycota, Pichiomycetes, Serinales, Debaryomycetaceae. The record is from RefSeq and is a predicted model, not a curated record. The transcript has a single exon.